Ipomoea triloba (trilobed morning glory) is the source of this 1970-nucleotide messenger RNA. Its product is annotated as zinc finger HIT domain-containing protein 2-like. The record is from RefSeq and is a predicted model, not a curated record. Lineage: Eukaryota; Viridiplantae; Streptophyta; Magnoliopsida; Solanales; Convolvulaceae. Bases 590 to 1831 code for a protein of 413 amino acids. The transcript has 6 exons.
UGCGCAUCUGCUCUCUCCUAAACACUUCCGCCACACACCACAGCUACGCACAAUAACCCUAAAUCCACCUUAAGGACUUGCUAUCAACAUAUUCUGGCUUCAAAAACAUCGAAGCAUCGAGUGAAGAUCACUGCCCUUUGUCGCCAUCGACGUAAACUUCUUCCCAAUCUCGUAUGUUUAAACCACCAGACAUUAGUCAUCAAUGGCCGUUACCUGCGUCGAUUCCUCGACGUAAGGCCUUCGGCCCAACAAAAUCGACGGUAUGUCAAAAUGCCUAACCUAAAACCAGCAAAUACAGUCCUAGAGGGACAUUACCAGACGAAAAUCGACCAUUAGAUCCCACUAUAUUCUACCCAAAAUCCCAGCUCAAACGAUUACCAAACCUUCAAAACCCUAAGAACCCAAUAUUCUUGAACCUCUACAAUCCAAAUCCACGGCGUGGAUGAGGGAAGAGAAAUUAGAGCAGAGGAGCGAUCUGAAUACUCAAGACAACAUGUAUACGGCUCAAAUCUUAUUUAGGACUAGCGCUGCAGCUUCUAAGAGUUUCAUUUCUUGUCCUCAAUUCGGACUCCACUAUUGAGCUUCUUCGAUGCCGGAUACCAUUGUCACCUCUGGCGAGAUGCCGUCAACUUCCUCGCAGCUCAACUCAUCCUCGCGCAUAAUAUGCCGCGUAUGUCAAAAGCAAUUUUCACUGUACACUUGCCCUCGAUGCAAUAUACGCUAUUGCUCUCUUCCAUGUUAUAAGUCACAUAGCCUUAGCUGCACCGAGUCUUUUAUGAGGGAGAAUGUUAUGGAGGAACUGCAGCAAUCACAACCAGAUGAGCGAAGUAAACGGAAAAUGUUAGAAAUACUGAAACGUUUGCAUUCAGAAGAUGAGACGGAAUCUUUGGACGAAGAUGAACCAGAUUUCUCAUGGUCAGAAUCAACUAUUCAAAAGAUCCUAUCUGGAAGUGAGAUAAGUCUUGAUGAUUUAACUCUUGAAGAGCAGAAACGUUACCAAAAAGCAAUAGCCUCAGGUGAGUUGAGCAAAUUGAUUAAGCCAUGGGAGCCAUGGUGGACGAAGCAGUCAGCCAAGUAUAUCUCUCUUGGCCAGUAUGGAACCCAACUUGUCCAGCCGAUUUCUAAAGAAGAAUCCACAGCUACUUCAGAAGAUGACAUAGAAAGUGAACCUUUGCAUGACAUUCCACCUGGCCCCGAAUCCCCAUUACCUUCAGUUAGUAAGCUGAGUGCCGCUGCACCAUCCCCAUUAUUGGCAGUUCACCUGGUUGACAUUGUAUACAGUUAUUGCUUCACCCUUCGCAUAUACAACGGGGACUGGCAAUCCGACCCGACAGGAUCCGCCACGGUUUUGCUGAGCGUUUCUUCAGUUAUGGGUCAAGGUGCACAGCCGGAGACUGUACUGGAGGCUCUGUCACAUUGUUUGGAGCAAACAUGUUCUCCCGCUCUUAGACACAUGGGCGGCCUACAACUCGGAUUCAGACUCAUCGAAGACGUGAUAGAACUUCUCUAUCUCGGUGGUGCAGCCUUAGUUUGCUUGCUCACUGAUCUACGGAGGCUGAUUCAGUCAGCAGAGAAAGAAGUAAAGUCUGCAAAACAAUCCAAGCUCGAAAGAUCAGAGAUGAAGAAAAAGCUGAAGUCUGCUGAGAGGAAGGUUUACUUCAUUAUGUGCUGGGUUCAUGAGCAGCCAGGCGAGGCAUGGUCUUCCUUAGCUGCCAUUGUCAAGAUGGAGCGGAGUCAAAGCAUGGAAUACGCGGCGGGAACUGAGACAAGUCUCCCGAAGAAGGAGAAAGCAGAACGGUUUGGCAAGCCGGUUAUCAAGGAAAUCCAAUGAGGCGAAUGUUGAAUAUGUGAUAUGAAUUUAUGUCCUUCCUUCGCUUGAAUUUUUUGCUUUAAGUUUUAUACUAUUGGAAUUGUAAUUGAAUUAUAUUAUGAAUGAAUUUAUGUUGUCAAAGAGUGGCCAUACUGGAAAA